CUCUCUCUCUCUCUAUUAACUUCUCUCUCUCCCUAUUAACUUCUCUCUCUCCUUUAAUCUUUUUCUCUCUAAGAUAUGGCAUGCCAUUCGUUUCCCUCAACGACCCAUUAACCCAGGCUUCCUCUUUUUUGGUACCCAAUUCUCGUGUGACGUUGCAGAGCACUUAAUGGAGAUUCAGGGAGAGAUGAUGACUCCGGAAUAUGCAGAAGGUGAGAAUCAACAUCAUUCAGUACAAACUUAUCGUAGGAGGACCAGAGGAAGUCAAGAACUUAUAUCUUCACCUCUGGAAGGCUCUGUCAAAGAUCUGCCUCUGAUGGGUUCCCUUCAUGAGAUGCAUUCAGCUGACCUAGAUGUUGGUGAAGACUGCAUUGAUGACAUUCUUUCCCCUGGUUCUCCUUGCACAAGUGGUGUAUAUGGAGAUCCUCAGGUACAACCACGAGUAGGAGAACAGUACCAGGUGGAAGCUCCACCCCUAACACCAGAAAGUGACCGUGUAAGUGAGCUUGUACAUAAUGGGACUGUAGCAACUGUUGCAAAGCACAGCGAUUGUUCCAUGGCCAUAGGACUGGCCAUUCCAAUCAUGUGGAUCUCUGGUGAAGCAGAUGGUUAUAAAAGGCAUAAAGAAUCAUCAUGCCAAGAACUUGUACACAUAGUUGAUCAGAAGAAUUCACAGAAUGAUGCAAAUGGCAAUGAGAAGUCUAUUGUUGGGGGAAAUAGUGAUAUGGUUUGUCUUAGCUUGACAAGCUGGCAUCUAGUCCCUGGUACGCAUGGUGGCUCAUGGAAUAAGCUUGAGCAAGACAGUUUUCUUCUUGGACUCUACAUUUUUGGCAAGAAUUUAGUCCAAGUAAGAAGAUUUGUUGAGAGUAAGGAGAUGGGGGACAUACUUUCCUAUUAUUAUGGAAAGUUUUACAGGUCUGAUGCGCAUCGGAGAUGGGCUGAGUGUCGGAAAAUUAGGAGCAGGAAGUGUAUUCAUGGGCAGCGGAUUUUCACAGGAUGGAGGCAGCAGGAGAUAUUGGCACGUCUGUUACCCCACACAACUGAGGAAUCAGGGAAUACGCUGAUCGAGGUUUCUAAAUCAUUUGGCGAAGGAAGAGUUUCACUCGAGGAAUAUGUCUCAGCAUUGAAGAAUACAAUCGGGUUGAGGCAGCUAGUCGAUGCUAUUGGAAUCGGCAAGGGUAAGCAAGACCUUACUGGGAUUCUUAUGGAGCCCAUAAGGACAAAUCAGCCAGGCCCUACCCGCUCUGAAAUCCCUGUUGGCAAGGCUUGCUCCUCUCUCUCAUCCAAAGAUAUCAUAAAAUUUCUAACAGGAGACUUCAGGUUAAGCAAAGCAAGGUCAAAUGAUCUCUUUUGGGAAGCAGUGUGGCCUCGCCUCCUUGCAAAAGGUUGGCACUCUGAACAACCCAAAAAUCAGGGUUAUGUUGGCUCCAAGCACCCCUUGGUUUUCCUAACCCCAGGUAUAAAGAAGUUCUCAAGAAGAAGACUUGUAAAGAAUGUCGAUUAUUUUGAUUCAGUGAGUGACGUACUGAACAAGGUGGCAUUAGAGCCAGGGCUUCUUGAGCUAGAGGUGGAUGGGUCCAAAGGAAACAAACCCAAGGAAGAGUAUGCCUGGGAACCAGAUAUAAAACCAGAGCAAAAUGAGAAUGGGUCAUCCAAUCAGAACCGCCAUUGUUACUUACGCCCAAGGUUGCCCAAAUGCAAUUUGGAGCUUCCCCAAUUCACUGUGGUGGAUACUAGCUUGGCUCGUAAAGGAGAGCGGUUUAAGGUGAGAGAAAUGAGAAGCUUACCUGCUGAUACGAUUAUGAACAGCUUGACAAGCCUCUCGAGAGAAACAACUGAUGGGGAUAGCUCUGACGAGCAGGUAGAAGAGAUUGAUUCUGUUCAGAUUUUGCAGAAGAGCCAGGAGUCUCCCCUCCGUGACAAGUUUGCUAACGAAAAAUCAGGAGAGACUAUGAUGGAAAUUGACCAGAAUAUCAAUGUACAUUUGCAUGAAAACGAACAGGAAUCUACUCCAGUAUCAGAGGAAAAUCAAGAAGAACAAGUGAGAGAAACAAAAACCCCAAUGCUUCCAUGCUCAAAUUCUGAUCAGACAAAUAGUUUUGUUCCCUCUCCAAAAAGGCAAAAGAUAAGCCCUUGUGUUUCAAAUGAUCGGGGAGAUGGGUUUUCCGGGGAAUGUAAAAUUAAGAAACAAGAAUUUUUUAGCAGAUCAAAUUCAUGUGAAGUGAGCCCUUCUAAGGCUAAAGAGUCUAGCGCAUCUCUGCAGAAGAUGCACACUCCUUCCUCUGUCCAGGCCAGCCCAGAUAAUAGUGGAACUAUAGCCAACUGUUUAGAUAAUGCUAGUGAAACUGAAAGGAUCCAGCCCCCUCGGGCUUUGAUAGAUCUGAACAUACCACUGGAUAUUGAGAGUGGAGAAGCCUUAGUUCCACAGGUGGCUGAUAGCCAUGACGAGUUAAACCCACAACCAGAAGCAAAUUUUUCAAACUCAGAAUUCAACCGAAACCCCAAUGACGUGGUCAAGGAGGAAAAACCCACUGAAAAUGUUCGGAGGCAGAGUACGAGAAACCGGCCUUUGACAACUAGAGCAUUGGAAGCCCUUGCAUGUGGUUAUCUAAACACAAAGCGGAGAGCAAGGAAUAGUGACAAAACCGAUACCAAUAAGACCUUGGGUCGAAAAACCUCAACACGAAGACGAAGAAGAGAGGCCCAAGAUAGGGCUCCAGUGGUUGAAUCUGAGAAAGAAGAGGCGUCUGAUAAGGAUAUGAAAGUGGAGUUGGAGGAUGAGGAGUGCAGUAGCAGCAAGAACACUGCUGUGGUUGUCUCUCAGAUUCGAUCAGAGAGGAGAGGGUCACAUGGGUUGUUAGGUGUAGUCCCAAAUUACCAGACAGAGAUCUCGACUGGAAAAGAUGGUCGAUCUGAUUAGGCACAUUGCCUGUUUGCUACUAGGGGUAUAACCAUCUUUUGUUCUUGAAGUCCCUGAUCUUAUAGAGCUGCUUUAUUGGAGGCCAAGAAUUCGUCAACAUACCAUGAAGCAUUUUUUUUUUUCACUCAAGACUGAUGACCUUGAGCCAUUCUUGAAGCCUGAGAGGUGGCCUUUGGUGCACAAGGUACACUGGUUGUUGCAAGCUCUACACCAGUACACUAUGGCAUAAUCUUUCUUUUAUACACACCUCGUAGGAUUGGUUUCUGGCUGGUGGGAUAUACAUGACAUGAGGGCGACUGAAUCUUGAUUGGAUCAGCUUCUCACUCCCAUGAUCCAUCAUAGUUGCAGCAUUUUCAAUUGUAGUGAAAACAGUUAAGGUCCACCAGAGUUUUCAAGCUUGGCUCUCCAUUUCAGAUAAUUCUUCUGUUGCCAGUGCCAAUAGACCCGAAACAAGCUAACAUUCUGUCUUUUGCUAUAUAUAUAUAUAUAUAUAUAUAUAGAGAGAGAGAGAGAGAGAGAGAGAGAGAGAGAGAG
Messenger RNA from Amborella trichopoda, 3451 nucleotides. RefSeq names its product arginine-glutamic acid dipeptide repeat protein. Gene Ontology annotation, molecular function: transcription corepressor activity. The record is from RefSeq and is a predicted model, not a curated record. NCBI's taxonomy places the organism in Eukaryota, Viridiplantae, Streptophyta, Magnoliopsida, Amborellales, Amborellaceae. Gene Ontology annotation, cellular component: nucleus.